AUGGGUAAUGCACAAGGACUACCGAACGAUGGACAACAGCAGAACCGGGAUCGCGAACAGAGCAGGAGGCUGGAGACCCAAAAGCCGGCGGUAAGUACCGGCUUCGGAAGGAGGAAGAAGAAGUCCCAAGGUACCGUGCAGGCAAUGAGGAUACCGAAUAUAUCCCCUAGUGCUCGUUGUUUGUUGCGUCAGUUACGAUUGGAGAGAGUGAAAGAUUACAUGGCAUUGGAAAUGGAUUAUGUGUCUACGAAGCAGGAUGAGGCUGAGUCACAUGCUCGGCAAGAACAGGCUAAGGCAUUGGUAGCUGAGUUGCAGGGUAGCCCUUUGACAGUGGGUACGUUGAAAGAGAUAAUAGAUGAGAAUCAUGCGAUCGUAUCUUCCUCAGUGGGACCGAACCAUUAUGUUCCUAUUCUGUCUAUAGUGGACCCAGAGUUAUUGGGUCCUGAUGCUAACGUGUUAUUACAUCAUAAGGCUAUGGCUAUAGUGGGUGUGCUGGAGAACGAUGUUGACCCAUUGGUGUCUGUAAUGAAGGUGGAUAAGGCUCCUUUAGAAUCGUAUAAGGACAUAGGUGGUUUAGAGAAGCAAAUUCAGGAGAUUAAAGAGGCAGUUGAGUUACCUCUAUUGCACCCUGAAUUAUACGAGGAUAUCGGCAUCAAGCCACCUAAGGGAGUAAUUCUAUACGGGCCUCCCGGAACUGGGAAAACUUUACUAGCAAAGGCUGUAGCGAAUGAAACCAGUGCUACCUUCCUACGUGUCGUGGGUUCCGAACUUAUCCAGAAAUAUCUCGGAGACGGUCCUAAACUCGUUAGGGAAAUGUUCAGGGUGGCGGAAGAGCAUGCGCCAUCAAUUGUCUUCAUCGACGAGAUUGACGCUGUCGGUUCUAAAAGGUAUGAGGCCCAUAGUGGUGGUGAGAGGGAAAUCCAAAGAACCAUGCUUGAACUUCUUAACCAACUUGAUGGCUUCGAUACCAAAACUGAUGUCAAAGUCAUCAUGGCCACCAACAGGAUAGACGCGCUAGACCCUGCUCUUAUUAGACCCGGAAGAAUUGAUAGAAAGAUAGAACUACCUUCCCCGGAUCAGAAGACCAAAAGAAGGAUCUUCGACAUCCAAACUACCAGAAUGACUCUAGACACCGACGUAGACCUGGAGGAAUUCGUUAUGGCCAAAGACGAUCUCAGCGGCGCCGAUAUCAAGGCCAUAUGCACUGAAGCCGGACUCCUGGCACUCAGGGACAGGAGAAUGAAAGUCACUCAAGAUGACUUUAGAAGAGCUAAAGACAAGGCCCUCUACCGGAAAAAGGGAAAGAUUCCAGAAGGAUUAUACAUCUAA
Gregarina niphandrodes is the source of this 1329-nucleotide messenger RNA. Its product is annotated as 26S proteasome ATPase regulatory subunit 4. Gene Ontology annotation, biological process: proteasome-mediated ubiquitin-dependent protein catabolic process. Gene Ontology annotation, cellular component: proteasome regulatory particle, base subcomplex. The transcript is spliced from 2 exons. The record is from RefSeq and is a predicted model, not a curated record. NCBI's taxonomy places the organism in Eukaryota, Apicomplexa, Conoidasida, Eugregarinorida, Gregarinidae. The coding region runs from base 1 to 1329 and encodes 442 amino acids. Gene Ontology annotation, molecular function: ATP hydrolysis activity; ATP binding; proteasome-activating activity.